Messenger RNA from Leptinotarsa decemlineata (Colorado potato beetle), 1854 nucleotides. RefSeq names its product peroxisomal biogenesis factor 5 (gene Pex5). The record is from RefSeq and is a predicted model, not a curated record. Gene Ontology annotation, biological process: protein import into peroxisome matrix, docking. Gene Ontology annotation, molecular function: protein binding. NCBI's taxonomy places the organism in Eukaryota, Metazoa, Arthropoda, Insecta, Coleoptera, Chrysomelidae. Gene Ontology annotation, cellular component: cytosol; peroxisomal membrane.
UUGUGUGUCGUGUGCAUGCGUAGUGCGUAGUCGCUAGUCUUGUGUUUAUCAUUAAUCAAGUCAAAAGUCAGUUCCAUACUUCCACAUGUAAUAUUUUGAUAAGGUUGUUCUACGGAGAAAAGGUCGAAUUUUCAUUAGUUUUUAAGUGUAUAUUAGUGAAUAAUAAAAAUAUAAUGGCAUUCAGACCAUUAACAGAAGCUGAAUGUGGUCAAGCAAAUCCUUUGUCGAGAUUAACUUCUCAUAUUACCCAUGAUCAUACAUUUUCUGAGAGUCAUGGACAAGUGUUUCAAAGCAGCUCUGACCAAUUGGUUGAACAGUUUCUACAAGAAUCCAGAGCUGUACCUCAAACGUUUAGGAUGGAUGAUUUGAUGAGAGAAAUGCAUGAAAUUGAGUCUCAAAGGUCAGCUCUACCGCCCAUUCCUGCAUCAACAGUCAAAGAUCAGUUACAUGAUAAUUCUUGGGCACUACAAUAUAUUGAAGAUGGAAAACGGUUUAACGUAAGAAUUGUUUUAUUUAUCCCAAAUAUAUUAAGUAGAGAGCAUUUUUGCACCAAAUCUGUAGAAGCCCAGGAAUGGACAAACGAAUAUUUCAGAACUGAAGGAAAAGGUGACGAAACUGAUAAACUGAAAUCCAUAGCUGCAGAUUGGGCUAAUGAACAUUUGAGAUCCAAAGAGGAAGAAUUUAACUCAAGUUUUUGGGAUCAGUUGCAAGAAGAAAUGAAGAAAGUAUCCAACUCUGAUACUGACUCAACCCAGCCAUGGAUUGACGAAUUUAAUUCUUACUACAAUACUCCCCAAAAGGAGUAUGAAUUUAGUGAAGACAAUCCAAUGUUAGAUGUAAUAAAACCAUUAGAGAGAGGCAAACAAUUUUUAGAAGAAGGAGAUUUUCCUAGUGCUGUAUUAUGUUUUGAAGCAGCAGCAAAAAAAGAACCUGAAAAUGUUGAGGCUUGGUUGUUGCUUGGUACGACUCAAGCUGAAAAUGAGCAGGAUCCAGUUGCAAUAGCAGCAUUGAACAGGUGUCUCCAGCUGGACCCCACUAACCUCAAUGCACUGAUGGCUCUUGCCAUUAGUUACACCAAUGAAAGUUAUUACAACCAGGCAUGUCAAAUGCUAUUGAAUUGGUUGAAGAACAACACGAAAUACAACGAUUUGGUGCCGCCGAAUUUGACACUAUCCGGGCAAGUUACAAGUUUGUUAGUUCCAGACGAUCACAAGAUAGUGCAAGAAUUAUUUAUUAAAGCUGCUCAGCGGCAUCCUCAAGACGUUGAUUAUGAAGUACAAUGUGGAUUAGGCGUUUUAUUUAAUCUGACAGGAGAACACACAAAAGCCGCAGAUUGUUUUUCGGCCGGUCUUUCUGUUCGACCAGAUGAUGCUAGAUUGUGGAAUAGGUUAGGAGCAACUUUAGCAAAUGGUUCUAAACCAGAAGAAGCGGUAGAUGCAUACCACCACGCAUUAAAUAUAUCACCUGGUUUUAUUAGAGCGAGGUAUAAUGUAGGAAUAACCUGUAUAAAUUUGAAUGCUUACCGGGAAGCUGCAGAGCAUUUCUUGAUAGCUCUAAAUCAGCAGGCUAGAGGUAAAGAUGUAUCAAACUCAGGUUCUGUAUCCCAAAUGUCAGACACUAUUUGGACUACUCUCCGUAUGUGUAUUUCUCUAAUGAACAGAGGUGAACUCAAGUCUGCGGUAGAUAAAAGGGAUUUGAAAGAAUUAAAUAAAGCAUUUUUUAUUGACUAAAGAAUCAAUAAUAUAUGAUCAUCACAUGAAAUUGAAAAGGUGGAAUUUUGAAAUAAAUAAAAUUGUUAUUUUUUUACAGAUUGUAUUGAUAGCAAAAUUAUUCAUUUUGAAUAAAUUAUCAAUU